Molecule: messenger RNA, 342 nt
Organism: Encephalitozoon romaleae SJ-2008
Lineage: Eukaryota; Fungi; Microsporidia; Unikaryonidae
Exons: 1
Coding region: 1-342 (113 amino acids)
Source: RefSeq, a predicted model, not a curated record
AUGCCUGAAGCAACCAUUCUGUCUGAGGCUCUUCCGCAAGUAAGACCACAGCAGGGAUCUGAGACUAAGGAGUCUUCUUCAAAGGAGGUUCUACCUAAGGACAUGCCUGUUGUGAAUGUUAAGGAUAUUAUGAUGUAUGCAGAGAAUAUGGAGAAGUUAGAAAGCAAAAAACUAAUUCCUUAUGUUGUUUACUUGGACGAGCAGUUCAAAGAGAUUGUACAGAAGAGAAGAAAGGAUGCCAAGGUUGUUCUUAUACUAUAUAUAGUUGUCAUGUCUAUACUUGUUAUUGGGUUAUUUGUGUGCGGGAUAAAACUCUUUGGGUACCUGAUGGGGAAGGAAUGA